AAACUUUUGUAUUCUUGUUCUUCUCAACACCAAUGUCACGCCUCAUUACAAAGUCUGCUCUUCUCAAGCCCUUGACUGCCUCAGCUCGGGUUUCUCUUGCCAGACCAUUCAGCACCACAUUUGUGCGAUGCAACGCCAGCACUACAGACGGAAACUACCAAAACAUUGUCUCUGAGACCCGAGGCAAGGUUGGUCUUAUUACAUUGAACCGCCCUAAGGCUCUUAACGCGCUAUCCAGCGCUUUAUUCCAUGAGGUUAACGAUGCUCUUUUCAAAUUCGAUGCGGAUGAAAACAUCGGUGCUAUCGUCAUCACCGGAAGCGAGAAGGCCUUUGCCGCCGGAGCUGACAUCAAGGAGAUGAAGGAUAACGUUGCUAUUGAAUGCUAUAAGACCAACUUCCUUGGUCAUUGGACUGACAUUACCAAGGUCAAGAAACCUAUCCUUGCUGCCGUCAAUGGCUUCGCUCUUGGAGGAGGUUGCGAGCUUGCCAUGAUGUGCGAUAUCAUCUAUGCAGGAGACAAGGCAGUGUUCGGACAGCCUGAGAUCAAGCUCGGUAUCAUUCCUGGUGCUGGUGGAACUCAACGUCUUGUUAAGGCAGUUGGCAAGUCCAAGGCUAUGGAGAUUUGCUUGACAGGUUCAGUCAAUCUUAGUGCUGAGGAAGCUCUCAACCUUGGUCUUGUUAGCAAGGUUGUCCCAGCAGACCAGCUGGUUGAUGAGACUAUCAAGACCGCUGAGAAGAUCGCCAAGAUGUCACAGCCCAUGACUCAAAUGGUCAAGGAGUGCAUUAAUCAAUCCUUUGAGUUGUCUUUGACCUCCGGUUUGCUUUUCGAACGUCGCCUCUUCCACAGCGGGUUUGGCACACAUGAUCAAAAGGAAGGAAUGAGUGCUUUCGUAGAAAAGAGAAAGCCUACGUUCGAAAACAAAUAGAUAACUGCGCAUGACACGUUUAUUCAUACUUUUAAAUUCAAGUAUAUUAAAAUACGAGUCAUCAACCAAAACUGUUUACAAAAAUGGAA
This is a messenger RNA of Umbelopsis ramanniana AG, 1015 nucleotides long. RefSeq lists its product as uncharacterized. NCBI's taxonomy places the organism in Eukaryota, Fungi, Mucoromycota, Umbelopsidomycetes, Umbelopsidales, Umbelopsidaceae. Gene Ontology annotation, cellular component: mitochondrion. The transcript has 7 exons. The record is from RefSeq and is a predicted model, not a curated record. Gene Ontology annotation, molecular function: enoyl-CoA hydratase activity. Bases 33 to 926 code for a protein of 297 amino acids. Gene Ontology annotation, biological process: fatty acid beta-oxidation.